This is a messenger RNA of Arabidopsis thaliana (thale cress), 1427 nucleotides long. RefSeq names its product Ribosomal protein L13 family protein. Gene Ontology annotation, biological process: translation. NCBI's taxonomy places the organism in Eukaryota, Viridiplantae, Streptophyta, Magnoliopsida, Brassicales, Brassicaceae. Gene Ontology annotation, cellular component: ribosome. Bases 109 to 726 code for a protein of 205 amino acids. The transcript has 6 exons. The record is from RefSeq and is marked reviewed. Gene Ontology annotation, molecular function: structural constituent of ribosome.
UAGCCCUCCGCCUUCUAAAACCCUUUGUUAUACAGCUCCCUCCUAGAUCUUCCCAUUUCCACCGCCGCUGUCACUUCCGGCACUGUCUCCGGUAACCGCUGAAGAACGAUGGCGACUCAGGCUGCUGCUGCUGCCUCAUUCAAGGGCAACUUAAAGAAAGCUGUGGCAGGUAUAAAGCGUAUCAAUCUCGACGGUCUUCGUUGGCGUGUUUUUGAUGCCAGAGGCCAGGUUCUUGGUAGACUAGCUUCCCAGAUAUCAACCGUGCUUCAAGCCAAAGAUAAGCCUACUUAUUGUCCUAACCGCGACGAUGGCGAUAUUUGUAUUGUUCUCAAUGCUAAGGAAAUCGGCUUCACAGGAAGAAAGCUCACUGACAAAUUCUACCGUUGGCAUACUGGGUACAUCGGACACCUGAAGGAACGGAGUCUGAAAGAUCAGAUGGCCAAAGAUCCCACAGAGGUCAUUCGUAAGGCUGUCUGGCGCAUGCUUCCAAGUAACAAUUUGCGUGAUGACAGGGAUCGGAAGCUGAGGAUAUUUGAAGGCGGUGAGCAUCCUUUUGGGGACAAGCCACUUGAGCCAUUUGUGAUGCCGCCUCGUAGAGUUAGAGAGAUGCGACCGCGCGCAAGGCGAGCAAUGAUCCGUGCGCAGAAGAAGGCAGAGCAGGCAGAAAAUGAGGGAACAGAGGUAAAGAAAGGAAAGAAGAGGACCCUCUCUGAAGUACCUGCGUAGAGGAAUUACUUCAGAGGAAAGCUAGUGAUGUGACUGUCUUUUUAUUUGUAAGCAAAGUUCAUAAUGCAGACGUGGAUAAGCUUUUAAGGCUUUCUUGUUUCUCAGACAAUAAACCUGUUUCUGGAUCUCAAACACUGUAUCACAAAUGAAGCCAAAACCAUCUUCCUUAAACAUGGAUCUGUUUCUGGUUAUCUUUCAGUUUUCUUCGUUGCAAAAAACAGAGCAAUCUCACGCCAAACACUGCAUGACUACAGAAUGUUACUGAUGGAAAAUGGGUAAAUGCAUCCUUGGUUCCAUAAACGUGUGAAAUUUGUGAAUAAGACGGAAGAAUUCGUAAAAAAGGGCAAUAGUAACAUCCUUGGUUUGUUUCUUUUCUUCACCAACAACAAUACAAAACAUCUAAACCUACGAAGAAACCACACACAACAAAAGAAAACAAAGAUUGUUGUAGCUUCAUCUGAGAAAAAAGUACUCUCGCUCUUAGUUAACUUUGGUAUAUUUUCUAUCUUUGCACAAGAUGUGCCAUUCUUGGAGCACUGCUGCCUGAAGCGCCAUGUGCUCUGUUUCUUCUGCUGUCAGCUUAGAAAAUGUUCCUUUUUCCUUCUCUUUUUUCUUCUUCUCUUCCUUGUCCUUUCCCUCUUCUUUCUCCUUUUUCUCUUUUACUUCUUCAUCAUCAUCUUCUUCUUCUCCUUCUUCUUCUU